AUGAGUGAGACGGCGGGUGAGAAAGGCGUAGACCAAUGGUCGCGUGUCGAACAGUUCCCCGAACAUUUGAAGAAAUAUUGGCACCAGCGGUUCAAGACAUGGGAAAAGUAUGACCAAGGCAUAUGGAUGACAGAAGACGCCUGGUUCGGCGUGACACCAGAACCCAUCGCGAACAAGAUCGCAGCCCACAUAUCUGAGUCAGCGCCCAAAGACAAAACCGUCAUCGUCGACGCAUUUGCUGGUGUUGGUGGUAAUGCCAUAGCACUAGCGCGCUCGGGACGCUGGGAACGCGUGUUUGCUAUUGAGAAAGAUGCCAAAACGUUGAAGUGUGCAAAGCACAAUGCCGAAAUAUAUGGUGUGAGCAAUAAGAUCUUUUGGCUCAACGCAGAUUGCUUUGAUGCCAUGAGCAGGUUCUCGGGUCAAAGCAAUGUCGUUGUGUUCGCUAGUCCGCCAUGGGGAGGAACUGAGUAUGGUGCUGAAGACGUCUUCGACCUCAGUAAGAUGGAGCCGUAUAACCUCGAAAAGCUUUACAAGAGCUUUACGAGUAUCAGCAAAGAGGUUGUUCUGUAUUUGCCGAGAACGUCGGAUCUUAAUCAGAUUGCGAGAUACGGGCAAGAUGGGAAAAAGCUGGAAGUUGCUCACUAUACUAUGAUGGGUGCUAGCAAGGCACUCUGCGUGUAUUUUGGUAACUUCAAUUUCGAUAUGGAGCAGGACUCAUAA
Messenger RNA from Alternaria ethzedia, 720 nucleotides. RefSeq lists its product as uncharacterized. The record is from RefSeq and is a predicted model, not a curated record. NCBI's taxonomy places the organism in Eukaryota, Fungi, Ascomycota, Dothideomycetes, Pleosporales, Pleosporaceae. The transcript is spliced from 4 exons. Bases 1 to 720 code for a protein of 239 amino acids. Gene Ontology annotation, biological process: 7-methylguanosine RNA capping; 7-methylguanosine cap hypermethylation. Gene Ontology annotation, cellular component: nucleus. Gene Ontology annotation, molecular function: RNA cap trimethylguanosine synthase activity.